Callithrix jacchus (white-tufted-ear marmoset) is the source of this 723-nucleotide messenger RNA. The record is from RefSeq and is a predicted model, not a curated record. Lineage: Eukaryota; Metazoa; Chordata; Mammalia; Primates; Cebidae.
UUACCCAGGGGUGGGUAUAUACAAGGAGGUCAGGAGCGUGGGGUAGACCAUUGGGAGGCUUAAAUAUGGCUAAGGAGACCUACACACCAGUGAAGCCUAAAAAAAAAAAAUGAAACAACCAAUUAUUAGCACGAAAAAGCCAACCCCAAGAACCAAAAAGAAGAAGGAAAAGAAGAACUCUUGUCAACAAAAGACCAAAGAAAAUGGCAAGGUGGAGAAGAAAAUUACAAAGGUAAAAAAACCCCUCCAAAGAAAUUCAAGAAAAAAACCUCGAUCACCUCCUUCCUGCUCAAAAACGCCUAGGAAGACAAUGAGCCCAGCAGUAUUUGUGUGUCACCACAAGCAGAAUAAGACACAAAAUGAAAAUCAGAAGAGCAAGUGCAAAAAACCCCAGGAAGUAGAAAUCAGAAAAGCAAGCAUAGAAGAUACUGGCAACGUCAAGCCAUCCCAAGUAACCAUCUCUGCUGCCAGUAAAUGCAGAGCCUGGAUCAGAAACGUAGAACUAGCAACAGCAUCUCCACAGGUGGCUCUGGGGAAUCGCCAAUCACAUAAAGGCCAAAUCUGAGAGCAACAGUGUUCACCCAUGUUGAAUGCAAUAAAAUAAACACAAUGCAAAAAGAUGAUGUGGAUGUUUACCUGUAGUAGGGAGGGGGUUAAGGAAGAAAAAACGUGAGAUGGGAGGGAGGCGGAGUCCUCCAAGGUUGGGCGCCAGACCAACAGGUA